Molecule: messenger RNA, 857 nt
Organism: Papaver somniferum (opium poppy)
Lineage: Eukaryota; Viridiplantae; Streptophyta; Magnoliopsida; Ranunculales; Papaveraceae
Product: GDSL esterase/lipase At2g04570-like
Exons: 3
Coding region: 102-857 (251 amino acids)
Molecular function (GO): hydrolase activity, acting on ester bonds
Source: RefSeq, a predicted model, not a curated record
UAACAAUGCCCCUUCCGUGAUAUUAUCACUCAUUAAUCCAUCGUCUGAUUAACAAGCAACUGUUAGCAGGGGAGCUUGAAUUUGGAUAAAGCCGAGAUAAAAUGGUCUAUCAAAAUAGUGUAGCAUGUUUUUUCAUUAUACACUGCUUACUGUUAUUUUCCGCGGAGGGGCGAGCAAAUGUCCCUGCCAUCAUUGUUUUUGGAGACUCAACCGUUGAUGCAGGAAAUAAUAACCAAAUUAUAACUGUAGGAAUCAAGCCAUCUAUACCGGCUUAUUUGGAUCCAAAUUUUGGUAUAGAAGAUUUCGCAACUGGUGUCACCUUUGCCUCUGGUGGAACGGGUUACGAUAAUUUAACUGCACUCAUAACAACCGUUCUGCCUCUAUGGAGGGAAUUGGAAUACUUCAAAGACUACAAGGAGAGGUUAACUAGGUUUCAAGGAAAAGAUAAAGCUACCAAGACAUUAAACGAGGCAUUGUAUAUAAUAAGUUUAGGAACAGUCGACUUCCUUGUGAAUUAUUUCCUCUUUCCCAUACGAUCUUUAGAGUACAAUAUCGACCAAUAUGAAAAGUUUCUCUCCCAAAAUGCUGGUAAUUUCAUCAAGGAACUUUAUAAUCUGGGUGCCCGAAAAAUAUCAGUAAGCGGGUCAGCUCCAAUGGGGUGCUUGCCGAUGUUGCGAAACUUGAAUAUAGUUCUGGGAAGAACAUGUUUUGAAUUCUAUAACAAAGUGGGUAGGGAUUUUAAUGAAAAGCUAAUGAAGUUGGUCGAAAACAUGAGAAAACAAGUUGAUGGGAUUCAAAUUGUGUUUUCUGAUAUAUACGAUCCAGUGACGAAAAUGAUUCAAAAUCCUUACCUAUAG